UUGGGGUCCGGAGGCGGAAGGAUCCCGGGCCGAAGCACCGCCGCCUGCUCUGAGGAGGCGUCCCGAGCGCUUCCCUCACACACUCAGUCCGGCGCUGCGGAGGCGACGGGCGGACGUCGAAGGAGGCGAAUUAAUUCUGAGGAGAAUUUUUCUCUCAGAAGAGGGGGAAAAAAGAGGGAAAGAAGAGCCCGGAAAGAGAAGGAGAGGAAACAGAGGACGAGGAGGGAUGCGGCGGCCCUUAGGCUCCUCGCUGCUGCUGCUGCUGCUGCUGCUCCUCUCGGCGCUUCCUGCCCUGGCCCAAGGUUUCCGGUGCACCCAGCCAUCCGAGUCUUGCUUGAAUGGAGGAAAAUGCGAGUCCUUCCUCAAUGGAACAGGGGUCUGCAUAUGCCCCAGUGCCUUUGUCGGCAACCGGUGCCAGCUGCCAAACCCUUGCCUGAGCUCCCCGUGCAAAAAUGCCGGCACUUGCCACCCAUUGGUGCGCGGCAACAGCGCCGAGUACACCUGUGCCUGCCGCUUGGGCUACACCGACAAGCUGUGCCUUACUCCCGAGGAGAACGCCUGCCUCAGUAGCCCCUGCCGCAACGGAGGCUCCUGCGAUCUUCUCACCUUGACGGAGUAUAAAUGCCGCUGCCCUCCUGGCUGGUCAGGCAAGACGUGCCAACAGGCAGACCCCUGUGCCUCCAACCCUUGUGCCAACGGUGGCCAGUGCGUGCCUUUUGACUCGGACUACGUCUGCCGGUGCCCACCGGGCUUCCACGGAGCCACGUGCAAGGAGGACCUCAAUGAGUGCAGCCGCUCGCCGCCCGUCUGCAAGAACGGCGGGACCUGCCUCAACCAGAUCGGCAGCUACGAGUGCCAUUGCCGGCAGGCCUAUACGGGACCCAACUGCGAGCACCUGUACAUGCCCUGCAGCCCGUCCCCUUGCCAAAACGGGGGCACCUGCCGCCAGACGGGAGACACCACUUUUGAAUGCACCUGUCUGCCAGGUUUCUCUGGUCCGAAUUGCGAAGAAAACAUUGACGACUGCCCCGGAAACGGGUGCAAGAACGGCGGGACCUGCGUCGACGGAGUGAACACCUACAACUGUCAGUGCCUACCUGAAUGGACAGGCCAGUACUGCACGGAGGACGUGGACGAGUGCCAGCUGAUCCCCAACGCCUGCCAGAACGGGGGCACCUGCCACAACACCCACGGCAGCCACAACUGCGUCUGCGUCAAUGGCUGGACGGGCGAGGACUGCAGCGAGAACAUCGAUGACUGCGCCAGCGCCGCCUGCUUCACGGGGGCCACCUGCCACGACCGAGUGGCCUCUUUCUACUGCGAGUGUCCCCACGGCAGGACAGGUUUGCUGUGCCACCUCAGCGACGCUUGCAUCAGCAACCCUUGCAACGAAGGCUCCAACUGCGACACCAACCCCGUCACUGGCAAAGCCAUUUGCACUUGCCCCAUUGGGUACACGGGGCCCGCUUGCAACCAGGACAUGAACGAAUGCAAACUGGGUGCCAACCCUUGUGAGCAUGCCGGCCGGUGCAUCAACACGAAUGGCUCCUUCCACUGCCAAUGUCAGCAAGGCUAUUCUGGCCCUCGAUGUGAGAUUGACGUGAAUGAAUGCCAGUCCAACCCUUGCCAAAACGAUGCCACUUGUCUGGACCAGAUUGGGGUCUUCCAAUGUAUCUGUAUGCCAGGAUACGAAGGUGUCUACUGCGAAAUUAAUACGGACGAGUGUGCCAGCAGCCCCUGCCUCCAUAAUGGGAAGUGCAUCGACAAAAUCAACGAGUUUGCUUGCGAGUGCCCCAUAGGCUUCAACGGUCCCUUGUGCCAACAUGACAUCGACGAAUGCGCCAGCACGCCGUGCAAGAACGGAGCCAGAUGCAUCGACGGCCCCAACACCUAUACGUGCGAAUGUGCCGAAGGUUUCUCUGGCCCGCACUGCGAGACGGACAUUGACGAAUGCAACCCGGACCCCUGCCAUUACGGGACCUGCAAGGACGGCAUUGCCACCGCCACUUGCCUCUGCGAGCCAGGAUACACCGGCCACCGCUGCGACAUCAACAUCAACGAGUGCCAAAGCCAGCCCUGCAAGAACGGAGGGACUUGCCAGGACAGAAACAACGCUUACCACUGCCUCUGCCUCAAAGGGACCACCGGGCCCAACUGUGAAAUCAACCUGGACGACUGUGCCAGCAAUCCUUGCGACUAUGGCAAAUGCAUUGACAAAAUCAAUGGCUAUGAAUGCGCCUGCGAACCGGGUUACACAGGGAGGAUGUGCCACGUCAAUAUCGACGAGUGUGCCAGCAAUCCCUGCCACAACGGCGGCACGUGCCGGGAUAGCAUCAAUGGCUUCACUUGUGCCUGCCCAGAAGGCUACCACGACCCCAUGUGCCUUUCGGAAGUGAACGAGUGCAAUAGUAACCCUUGCAUCCACGGGAGGUGCAACGAUGGGUUGAAUGGGUACAAAUGCGAUUGCGACUCCGGCUGGAGCGGCACCAACUGCGACGUCAACAACAACGAGUGCGAGUCCAACCCCUGCAUGAACGGCGGCGCCUGCAAGGACAUGACCAGCGGCUACAUCUGUACCUGUCGGGAAGGAUUCAGCGGAACCAACUGUCAAACCAACAUCAACGAAUGUGCUUCGAACCCAUGCCUCAACCACGGCACCUGCAUCGACGACGUGGCCCGCUACCAGUGCAAUUGCCUACCUCCUUAUACUGGGCCCACCUGCAGGGAGGUUUUGGCCCCUUGUGCCGACGGGCCUUGUAAGAACGGCGGGGAGUGCCGCGAGUCCGAGGACUACGAAAGCUUCCUGUGCGCCUGCCCUUCCGGCUGGCAAGGGCAAACCUGCGAGAUUGACAUCAAUGAAUGCGUCAAGAGCCCCUGUCGGAACGGCGCCACUUGCCAGAAUACGAAUGGAGGCUACCGGUGUGUCUGCAAACCUGGUUUCGCCGGACGAGGCUGCGAAAUUGACAUCGACGACUGCCAGCCCAAUCCGUGCCACAACGGAGGCUCCUGCUCCGACGGCGUCGACAGCUUCUUCUGCGACUGCCUGGCCGGCUUCCAGGGCCAGAAGUGCGAGGAGGACAUUGACGAGUGCAGCAGCAACCCCUGCAAGAAUGGGGCCAACUGCACCGACUGCGUCAACAGCUACACCUGCACCUGCCCCUCCGGCUUCAGCGGCAUCCAUUGCGAACACAACACGCCGGACUGCACGGAGAGUUCUUGCUUCAACGGCGGGACCUGCGUGGAUGGCAUCAACACCUUCACCUGCGUUUGCCCACCGGGCUUCACCGGCAUCUAUUGCGAGCACGAUAUCAACGAAUGUGACUCCAAGCCCUGUUUUAAUGGCGGCACUUGCCAGGACAGCUAUGGGACCUACAAGUGCACCUGUCCGCAGGGCUACACUGGGCUCAAUUGCCAGAACCUGGUGCGCUGGUGCGACUCCUCUCCGUGCAAAAACCGAGGGAAGUGUUGGCAGGUGGACAAUUCGUACCGCUGCGAAUGCACCAGCGGCUGGACGGGCCUCUAUUGUGACGUCCCAAACGUCUCGUGCGAAGUGGCCGCUCAGCAGCAAGGGGUCGACGUUGCCCACCUCUGCCGGAAUUCAGGAGUUUGCAUGGACCGGGGCAACACUCACUUCUGCCAUUGCCAGGCUGGCUACACGGGCAGCUAUUGCGAAGAGCAAGUGGACGAAUGCUCUCCCAACCCUUGCCAAAAUAGGGCCACGUGCACGGAUUAUCUGGGUGGUUAUUCAUGCGAGUGUGUUGCCGGCUAUCACGGAGUGAACUGCUCGGAGGAGAUCAACGAAUGCCUGUCCCAUCCCUGCCAAAACGGAGGGACUUGCAUUGAUCUCAUCAACACCUACAAAUGCUCCUGUCCCCGAGGAACCCAAGGGGUGCACUGUGAGAUCAACGUGGACGACUGCAGCCCGUCUUCAGGCCCCGACACCUUAACCCCGAAGUGCUUCAACAACGGCAAGUGCCUCGAUCGGGUGGGCGGCUACAGCUGCCUCUGCUUGCCGGGCUUCGUCGGGGAGCGCUGCGAGGGGGACGUCAACGAGUGCCUCUCCAACCCCUGCGACAUGCGAGGGACCCAGAACUGCGUGCAGCGCAUCAAUGAUUACGAGUGCGAGUGCCGCCCGGGCUACACCGGACGGCGUUGUGAGACUGUGGUGGACGGCUGUCGCAACAAGCCCUGCAAGAACGGCGGGACCUGCGCCGUCGCCAGCAACACGCAGCACGGUUACAUCUGCAGGUGCCCUCCGGGCUUGGACGGUGCCACGUGCGAGAACGACUUGCGCAGUUGUGGUGCGCUGCGCUGCCUGAACGGCGGGACCUGCGUCUCGACUCAGAAGAGCUCCAAGUGCCUGUGCAGGCCGGGCUUCACGGGCCCCGAGUGCGAGUUCCCCUCCAGCAGCCCCUGCCACUCCAGCCCUUGCUACAACCAGGGCACCUGCCAGUUUGCCAAGGAGCCGCCCCAUUACCGCUGCCUGUGUCCCACGCACUUCAACGGGCUCAACUGCCACAUCCUGGACUACAACUUCCCGGGCGGCGUGGGGAGGGACAUUGCCCCGCCGCCCUUGGAGGAGACCUGCGAGACCCCCGGCUGCCCGGGCCUGGCCGGCAACAAGAUCUGCGACGCCAAGUGCAACAGCCACGCCUGCGGCUGGGACGGCGGGGACUGCUCGCUCAACUUCAACGACCCCUGGAAGAACUGCUCCCAGUCCUUCCAGUGCUGGACCUACUUCAACGACGGCAAGUGCGACGCCCAGUGCAACAACACCGGCUGCCUUUUUGACGGGUUCGACUGCCAGAAGGUGGAAGGGCAAUGCAACCCUCUGUAUGACCAAUACUGCAAGGACCACUUCUCGGACGGCCACUGCGACCAAGGCUGCAACAACGCCGAGUGCGAGUGGGACGGCCUGGACUGCGCCAACGACGUCCCCGAGAAGCUGGCCGAGGGGACGCUGGUGGUGGUGGUGCUCAUCGCCCCCGAGGCCCUCAAGAACAACUCGCUCAACUUCCUGCGGGAGCUCAGCCGCAUCCUCCACACCAACGUGGUCUUCAAGAAGGACCCCAAGGGCGAGUACAUGAUCUUCCCCUACUUCGGGAACCCCGAGGAGCUGAAGAAGCACCACGUCAAGCGGUCGGUGGAGGGUUGGCCGGACGUGGAGGACGUGGUCCUGAGGGUGAAGGCCUCGUUCUACUCAGCCGUCGGUGGUCGGCACAGGAGAGAACUGGGCCAAGUGGAUGUCCCUGGUUCCAUUGUUUACUUGGAGAUCGACAACCGGCAAUGCAUCCAGUCCUCUUCGCAGUGUUUCCAAAGCACCAAGGAAGUGGCCGCUUUCCUGGGAGCCCUGGCCUCUUCGGGCAGCCUGGACAUUCCCUACCAAAUUGAAGCCGUGAAAAGCGAGACCGACCCGCCGAAGGGCAACCUGUGGUAUCCUAUGUAUGUGGCGGUGCCGGCGCUCUUCCUCCUCAUCUUGAUCGGCGUCGGGGUCUUGGCCUCCCGCAAGCGGCGCAGGGAACACGGGCAGCUCUGGUUCCCCGAAGGGUUCAAAGUGACCGAGUCCAGCAAGAAGAAGCGCCGGGAGCCGCUGGGAGAGGAUUCGGUGGGGCUCAAACCCUUGAAGAAUGCUUCGAACGGUGCCUUGAUGGAUGACAACCAGAACGAAUGGGGGAACGAAGAGACGCUGGACACUAACCGAUUCAGGGUGGAGGAGCAGGCCAUGCUGCCGGACAUGGACGACCAGACUGACCACAGGCAGUGGACCCAGCAGCACUUGGAUGCCGCCGAUCUGCGGAUUUCUUCCAUGGCGCCCACCCCUCCGCAAGGCGAAAUUGACGCCGACUGUAUGGAUGUCAAUGUCCGUGGGCCAGACGGAUUGACCCCUCUGAUGAUCGCGUCCUGCAGCGGAGGCGGCCUGGAGACGGGCACCAGCGAGGAGGAGGAGGAUGCGCCGGCGGUCAUUUCGGACCUCAUCUACCAAGGGGCCAACCUGCACAACCAGACGGACCGCACGGGGGAGACGGCCCUUCACCUGGCCGCACGCUAUUCCCGCUCGGACGCGGCCAAGAGGCUGCUGGAAGCCAGUGCCGACGCCAACAUCCAGGACCACAUGGGCAAGACCCCCCUCCACGCCGCCGUCUCGGCCGACGCUCAAGGCGUCUUUCAGAUCCUCAUCCGCAACAGAGCCACCGAUCUGGAUGCGCGGAUGCACGACGGGACCACGCCGCUCAUCCUGGCGGCCCGCUUGGCCGUGGAAGGCAUGCUGGAAGACCUCAUCAGCUGCCACGCGGACGUCAACGCCAUCGAUGACUUAGGGAAGUCCGCUCUCCAUUGGGCCGCGGCUGUGAACAACGUGGACGCGGCCCUGGUGUUGCUGAAGAACGGGGCAAAUAAAGACAUGCAAGACAACAAGGAAGAGACGCCUUUAUUCCUGGCUGCCCGGGAAGGGAGCUUCGAGACGGCCAAGGUCCUCCUGGAGAACUUUGCCAACCGCGACAUCACGGACCACAUGGACCGCCUGCCCCGCGACAUCGCCCAGGAGCGCAUGCACCACGACAUUGUGCGCCUGCUGGAGGAGCACAACCUGGUGCGCAGCCCGGCCCUGCACAACGGGGGUCUGGGGGGGCCGGCGCUGCCUUCCCCGCUCUGCUCGCCCAGCGGUUACAUCGGCAACAUGAAGCCGGCCGGGCUGCCGAGCAAGAAGGCCCGCAAGCCGAGCCUCAAGGGGUCUCAAGCCUGCAACGGGAAGGAGUCCAAGGAGCUCAAGGCCCGGCGCAAGAGGUCCCAGGAGAGCAAGGGCUGCCUGCUGGACACCUCCAACGCCCUCUCGCCCGUCGAUUCGCUGGAGUCGCCCCGCGGGUACCUCUCGGAUGUCGCCUCCCCGCCCCUGAUGACCUCCCCGUUCCAGGCCUCCCCCUCCAUGCCCCUCAACCACUUGCCCGGCAUGCCCGACGCCCACAGGAGCAUGAACCACCUCAACUUGGUCACCAAGCAAGAUCUGAAUAUGGCCAACCGGAUGCAGCCGUUCGACCCCGUGCCCCCCCGCCUCACCCACUUGCCCGUCUCCAGUCCCAACACCCCGAUGAGCUUCACCGUGAGCGGCGGACAGUGCGAUUGGCUGACGAGGCUCAACGGCAUGGUCCAGAACCAGUACAACCCAAUGCGGGGCAACAACGGCCUCCCGCCGGGGCUCCACCUGCCCAGCCAAGGCCCUCUCCAGCACGGCCUCCUCACCUCGUUGCACAACGGCUUGCCCAACACCGCCUUGUCCCAAAUGAUGGGCUUCCAGGCCCGCUUGACCACCGCCAAUGCCCAACCACACCUUCUCCAGGCUCAACAACUUCAACAGAUUCAGCAACAGCAGCAAAAUAUGCAACAACCACCGUCGCAGCAGCCUUCCAUCGGCACCGGCACCAACCAAGUGACCCCAAGCUUUCUCGGCAGCGACUUGACCCAGUCUGACCUCCAGCAAGUGAGCAACGGCACCUUGGCCGCCAUCUUGCCCCAAGACACCCAAGUCUUGGCCGCCACCUCGUUGACCCAGCCCAUGACCACCACCCAGUUCCUCACCCCGCCCUCCCAGCACAGCUACUCCUCUCAGAUGGACCAUACGCCCAGCCACCAGCUCCAGGUCUCCGACCACCCCUUCUUGACCCCGUCCCCAGAGUCACCCGACCAAUGGUCGAGCUCCUCGCCGCACUCCAACCUCUCUGAUUGGUCGGAGGGCAUCUCCAGCCCGCCCACCAGCAUGCCCUCCUCGCAGAUAGGGCAACACAUCCCCGAGGCCUUCAAGUAAAGGAGGAGGGGACGUCUCAAGGACUUCGGACCAGGUGGAGGAGAGAGACUAUGUUGGGGAAUAAUGUCUUCCAAAGGUUUUACUUCAAGGAGGAGGAACCAUCUCAAGGUCUUCCAACCAGAUCUUCCCCUCCAUGUUGGGAAGGAAAUUCUUCCAAAGACUUUAUGGAGGAGGAACCAUCUCAAGAUCUUCUCAUCCAUGUUGGGAAGUAGUCUUUUCCAAAGACUUCAUGGAGGAGGAACCAUCUCAAGAUCUUUUCCUCCAUAUUGGGAAAGAAUCUCUUCCAAAGACUUUAUGGAGGAGAAACCAUCUCAAGAUCUUCCAGCCAGAUCUUCCCCUCCAUGUUGGGAAGUAAAUUGUUCCAAACACUUCAAGAAAGAGGAACCAUCUCAAGAUCUUUUCCUCCAUGUUGGGAAGUAAUCUCUUCCAAAGACUUUAUGGAGGAGAAACCAUCUCAUGAUCUUCUCCAUAUUGGGAAGUAAUAUCUUCCAAAGACUUUAUGGAGGCGAAACCAUCUCACGAUCUUCUCCAUAUUGGGAAAGAAUCUCUUCCAAAGACUUUAUGGAGGACAAAUCAUCUCAUGAUCUUCUCCUCCAUGUUGGAAGUCAUCUGUUUCAAAGACUUCAAGGAAGAGAAACCAUCUCAAAGACCUUCCAGCCAGAUCUUUUGGAACAGGAGCCAUGCCUUCUGAAGCCUACAAGUCAAGGGAGAGGAACCAUCUCAAGAACUUCGGAUCGGGUGAGAGACUAGAGAGACUAUAUUGGGAAGUAAUCUCUUCCAAAGACUUUAUGGAGGAGGAACCAUCUCAAGAUCUUCUCCAUAUUGGGAAGUAACCACUUCCAAAGACUUCACGGAGGAAGUAUCAUCUCAAGAUCUUCUCCAUAUUGGGAAGUAACCGCUUCCAAAGACUUCACGGAGGAAGUACCAUCUCAAGAUCUUCUCAUCCAUAUUGGGAAGUAAUCUCUUCCAAAGACUUUAUGGAGGAGGAACCAUCUCAAGAUCUUCUCCAUAUUGGCAAGUAACCUCUUCCAAAGACUUCAAGGAGGAGGAACCCUCUCAAGAUCUUCUCCAUAUUGUGAAGUAAUCUCUUCCAAAGACUUCAAGAAGAGAAACCAUCUCAAGAUCUUCUCCAUAUUGUGAAGUAAUCUCUUCCAAAGACUUCAAGGAGGAGGAACCAUCUCAAGAUCUUCAUAUUGGGAAGUAAUCUCUUCCAAAGACUUCAAGGAGGAGGAACCAUCUCAAGAUCUUCUCCAUAUUGGGAAGUAAUCUCUUCCAAAGACUUCAAGGAAGAGAAACCAUCUCAAGAUCUUCUCCAUAUUGUGAAGUAAUCUCUUCCAAAGACUUCAAGGAGGAGGAACCAUCUCAAGAUCUUCUCCAUAUUGUGAAGUAAUCUCUUCCAAAGACUUCAAGGAAGAGAAACCAUCUCAAGAUCUUCUCCAUAUUGUGAAGUAAUCUCUUCCAAAGACUUCAAGGAGGAGGAACCAUCUCAAGAUCUUCUCAUUCAUGUUGGGAAGUCAUCUCUUCCAAAGACUUCAAGGAGGAGGAACCAUCAUAAGAUCUUCUCCAUAUUGGGAAGUAACCUCUUCCAAAGACUUUAUGGUGGAGAAACCAUCUCAAGAUCUUCUCCAUAUUGUGAAGUAAUCUCUUCCAAAGACUUCAAGGAGGAGGAACCAUCUCAAGAUCUUCAUAUUGGGAAGUAAUCUCUUCCAAAGACUUCAAGGAGGAGGAACCAUCUCAAGAUCUUCAUAUUGGGAAGUAAUCUCUUCCAAAGACUUCAAGGAGGAGGAACCAUCUCAAGAUCUUCCAACUGGAUCUCUUCCAUUUUGGGACUGGAGCAAAAGACCUUCAGAUCUUCGGAUCAUCAAAGAGAGACUUGUCUUCUUAGGCCUUCAAUGUGAGGAGGAACCGAACCAUCAUCUCAAAAAAAAUAAAUAAAAUAAGACCUUCCAACCGGAAAGAAUAGAGACUGGAAUAAUAUGUCAUUUUUUAAAAAAAAAAAUAUUUUUGCAUAAAUAGAAAAUACAACUUUUUCUUCCUUCCUUUCUCCUUCCCUCCCUAGUAUUUAUUUAUGUACUUUUAUUUUAAAUUUUUACAUGGAAACACUGCCUUUUCGUAUUUUUUUUUAAUUUAUAUGUUCUACGAUGGGAUGCCCUUUGCUGUGGUCCAAGGAAUUUUUUUUAAAAAAAAUAAUUAUUGUUUAAAAAAAAAAUAAGGAAAUUUCUCUCUUUUUAAAAAAUACUUGGAUAUUUUUGUAAAAAGUGCUUUCAAAACUUAUUUACUCGGAUGAUGAUUUUGGGGAAACUUUGGAGCGUUUCCAGCCAAGAGUCUUUGUUUAAAAGUUUCAGUAUUAUAUAGUUUAUACGAUUAUUAUGAUUGUUGGUAUUAUUAUUAUUAUUUGAAUGAUAGCUGGCUGAGCUCUUUUUAUUUAUUUCGAAUGCUGCCUGUGGCCGGAAAUCUGGGAAUUCG
Anolis carolinensis (green anole) is the source of this 10264-nucleotide messenger RNA. RefSeq names its product notch receptor 1 (gene notch1). Bases 227 to 7798 code for a protein of 2523 amino acids. Gene Ontology annotation, cellular component: membrane. Lineage: Eukaryota; Metazoa; Chordata; Lepidosauria; Squamata; Anolidae. The transcript is spliced from 34 exons. Gene Ontology annotation, biological process: cell differentiation; regulation of developmental process; Notch signaling pathway. The record is from RefSeq and is a predicted model, not a curated record. Gene Ontology annotation, molecular function: signaling receptor activity; calcium ion binding; protein binding.